AAGUCUGUAUGAGUGGCUGAUAAGUUUUUGCAUUCUUACAAUUUCAACAUAAAGUCGUAGCUUAUGUGGUCGAGGUCUAUUCAAAGUACACUCAAUUUUUUUUACUCAACUGCGGUGGUGCGUGAAAUCUUUAGAAUUUCUACUUUACGCGAAGUCAACAGAAUCGAGCGAUAUCGUGUGGCGCGUGAAUACGUAUCAUAAAUGGACAGGAUACUGAAAGGUGUGAUGAAGUACAGAAAAUGUCACAGAGAGGGAAUGGUAAAGCAAUUCAAGCAGGUUAAGGACCAUCCCGAACCAAAGGCAGUUUUCUUCACCUGUAUGGACUCUCGGAUGAUUCCUACUAGAUUUACGGAAACAAAUGUUGGAGAUAUGUUUGUUGUCAGAAAUGCUGGAAAUGUCGUACCACACUCGCAACACUUCUCCGAUGAGUUGACAAUGUGCGAACCUGCUGCUCUGGAAUUGGGCUGCGUAGUGAACGAUAUUCGACAUAUAAUCGUCUGUGGCCACAGCGAUUGCAAAGCUAUGAAUCUACUCUACGCUCUGCGUGAUGAGGAAUUUGCUUCUCAGGUAAACAGACGAAUAUCACCACUCAGAGCAUGGCUAUGUGCCCACGCCAGCAGUAGUCUAGCUAAAUUUCAACAGCUAGAAAUCACUGGGUUUCACGAGCCAAUCAUUUUUCAAGCUGAAACGCCUCUACGUAAAUUUGUUGCCUAUAUUGACCCGGAAGACAAAUUUGCCAUCGAGGACAAACUAUCGCAGAUCAACACUCUACAGCAGUUGCAGAACGUAGCGUCAUAUGGUUUCUUAAAAAGGCGACUAGAGAGACACGACCUGCAUAUACAUGCUUUGUGGUUCGACAUUUAUACGGGAGAUAUAUACUAUUUUAGUCGAGCUAAUAAAAGGUUCAUCGAGAUAAGUGAACUCACAGAAACUCCAUUGCUUCGAGAAAUAAAAAAAUAUUACUCGUGAAGAGUUCAAACUGGUGUUAUCAAAUUAUGUUUAAUAUAUUAAUGCAUAUUUUUAUAACGUUUAAGUAGGUACCCGUAAUAUCAUUCACUUUGAUCAAACUUUUCGAACAAGAAUAAUCUCAGUCGAUUUCUAUACACAUUUAUUACUACAUGUGAAUUACAUUUUAGCUCAACGGAAUUAGCUAGUGAACCGAAUUGCAUAAUUUCAAUUUUAACAUUAAAUUAUCAGAUAAGUGAUUUUAAUACAUCAGUUUUUUUUAUCGUUAACUUAUGGAAAUCUGGUUCGCAGUUAACGUUUAUACCUAUUAUAGGCCUGAAUAAAAUUAUGGACAAUUAUUGGCAAAAAAGUUCUUUUCUCUUUUAUUUUGAUAAGCAAAAAAUAAUAAAUUUUCGUUUGGAUCUUUCGUUGUGAAUUUUUCAACCGUAAAAAAUAUGUUUUUCUUUGUGUGAAUAGCAAUUGUUGCGUUGAGCAGGAAUAUUUGGCAUACCCUGAUACAAUAUCUAUGUUAAGUCAUACGUGUAAACAUCUAUGGACCGCAAAUACGAUGUAAUGAAAUUCUGGGAUCCAAGACUCGCUUUUAUAGUUUUAUUGUUAUUCCGAUCCGUAAUAACUUCUCGACGCGUCCUUAGGCUGUUGUAAUUAUAUAAAUAUUUUUCUUUUUUGGGACUAAGAAUACUUUUGAUAGAGAGAAAGUACGAUUGUGCAAGUUAGUCGAACAACCUGUGAAUGACUUAUUGAAUAAAUACUGUACAAAAUA
Messenger RNA from Neodiprion fabricii, 1726 nucleotides. It is a transcript of the gene CAHbeta, whose product is annotated as beta carbonic anhydrase 1. The coding region runs from base 202 to 969 and encodes 255 amino acids. Lineage: Eukaryota; Metazoa; Arthropoda; Insecta; Hymenoptera; Diprionidae. The transcript has 5 exons. Gene Ontology annotation, molecular function: carbonate dehydratase activity; zinc ion binding. The record is from RefSeq and is a predicted model, not a curated record.